AGUCCAGCGACUGACAUGCCACACAAACAGUAACAUGCUCCAAAACCAAGAGAAGCCGCGUUGUCAGCUCCAGGUGAAACGUGUCACUGUGGGGAUCCUCCUCAUCAGUGUAACUCUGCUCUAUUCUCUCUCAACAAUACAGAUCAACUCCAGUUCACCAGAGUUUCCAGUGCCUCACUCCUGUGCUCCCCACCCAGGCCAGCUCAGCCCCGAGCCAUCUGCAAACAGCACACAGCAAGACAAUAACAUCUGUGCUCCUAAAGUAGAUAUCAUGUUUAUGAAGACCCAUAAAACUGGCAGCAGCACCUUCCUCAACAUCCUGUUCCGCUUUGGAGAGAAGCACAGACUCAAAUUUGCCUUUCCCACCAGCCGUAACGACUUCUUCUACCCCUCCUCUUUUCAGCGCACAUACGUUCAAGGCUACAAAUCUGGAAUGUGUUUUAACAUCAUGUGUAACCACAUGCGAUUCAGCGGCACCGAGGUGGCCAAAGUGCUGCCAAAAGAUACUUUCUACAUGACAAUAUUGCGAGAUCCAGCAGAGCUCUUUGAGUCAUCCUUUCAUUACUUUGGCCAUGUUGUUCCUCUGACCUGGAGGAUACCAGGGGAGGAUACGAUGGCUGAGUUCCUGCGUGAUCCUCAACAGUACUUCAGCCCAAAUGGGAUUAACUCCUUCUACCUUAAGAACCUGCUGUUCUUUGACUUUGGGCAGGACCACACUCUGGAUCCAGACGACCCACGUGUAGAGAGGAGCAUCAAGGUCAUAGCUGAGCGUUUCCAGUUAGUCAUGCUAAUGGAGCACUUUGAGGAAUCACUCAUCCUGCUUAAGGACACUCUCUGCUGGGAGAUGGAUGACCUCCUCUUCUUCAAGCUCAACUCCCGAAGUGAGUCCACUGUAUCUAAACUAACUCCUGAACUCAGGGCGAAGGCGUUGCAGUGGAACGGCGCUGACUGGAAGCUUUACAAACACUUUAACCUGACCUUUUGGAAGAAGGUGGAGGAUUACGGAAGAAAGCGCAUGGAGGAGGACGUGGCAGAACUCAGGAGGAGGAACGCAGAGAUGGUGCAGAUCUGCAUUGAGGGAGGUCACUCCGUCGAGCCAGGAAGUAUUCACGAGGCGUCCAUGCAGCCGUGGCAGCCCAUCGGAGAGAAAACGAUCGUAGGAUACAAUUUGAAGACAAAUGUAGACAAACAAUAUCAGGAGUUGUGCCGAAAGAUGUUAACCCCAGAAAUACAAUAUCUGACAGACUUGGGGGUUAACCUGUGGCUCACGAAGCUGUGGGGACAUGUGAGGGACAUCAUUAACUGGUGAUGACAUACAUGAGACUCAGCAGCUGAAUA
This is a messenger RNA of Centropristis striata (black sea bass), 1338 nucleotides long. RefSeq names its product galactosylceramide sulfotransferase-like. Gene Ontology annotation, molecular function: galactosylceramide sulfotransferase activity. The coding region runs from base 35 to 1309 and encodes 424 amino acids. The transcript has 3 exons. NCBI's taxonomy places the organism in Eukaryota, Metazoa, Chordata, Actinopteri, Perciformes, Serranidae. Gene Ontology annotation, biological process: myelination; galactosylceramide biosynthetic process. Gene Ontology annotation, cellular component: membrane. The record is from RefSeq and is a predicted model, not a curated record.